AUGGACCCACUCGUUGCCUCUUUCGUGAACCGGUCUAGUUUGUUAUGGUUCGGUUUCUGUCCUCAGCCACCUCUUCCCCACUUGUAUAUAUUAAGCACAAUACUCUUCUUUCAUUCAUCAGUCAUCAUUUUCCUCAUUAUCAUCCACAAAGACACCCUAAUUGUUCUAACUCUCUCUCUCUCUGUCACAUUUCACUUCCCAAAGGAUCAAGAAAAAAUGAAGACGACCGGUUCGAACGUAGGAGGAACUAAGAGGAAGAUGUGGAGCCGAGGAGUGGGAGGAGUCAUUAGAGAGCAGAAGGCUAAACUUUACAUCAUAAGGAGGUGUGUUGUCAUGCUUCUUUGUUGGCAUGACUAACAAAUGAAGAAGCAAAAAAUCAAAUCAUUUUCAUCAUUACCAUCAUUAUCGGCUUAAGGAAGACUAACCCAAUAUUUAGCUCUUUGUUGUUGUUGCGGAUCUUGCUUAUAUAACCCUUGGGAAGAAGCUUAUAUGUAUUGGCUUUCUGUAGGAAGCUAUGCAUGUAUUUUUGUAGUUUUUUCAUCCCAAAGAAGGGUUUUUCAGAUGUAAAUUAGUAGCUAAUGUGUUGCUGUUUUCUUCUUCUCUCUGGUUGAUUAAGUUUAUUU
This is a messenger RNA of Eruca vesicaria subsp. sativa (arugula), 623 nucleotides long. The record is from the annotation of a GenBank genome assembly. Lineage: Eukaryota; Viridiplantae; Streptophyta; Magnoliopsida; Brassicales; Brassicaceae.